This is a messenger RNA of Theobroma cacao (cacao), 4451 nucleotides long. The record is from RefSeq and is a predicted model, not a curated record. Lineage: Eukaryota; Viridiplantae; Streptophyta; Magnoliopsida; Malvales; Malvaceae.
GCCAAAGUUGUAUAAUGUAAAAAUUUCCAAGCCAAGGACUUCCAUUUUGCACCCAUUUCGCGCUUCUUCUCCUCUUCUUUUUCAGUGUUUUUUUUUUCUUUGCUUUUGUGUGGAAUGGAUUCAACGGAAAGAGGAAUUCUUAGAAUCACCGGCGGGUCUACCGAAGCCCAACGAGAAGAAGAAGAAGAAAUAAGCAAGUUAUUUUUACAGCUAAAACCCUGCUGUUUAGAGCUUCUAGAACUUUCUCAAAACCCUAAAAAUCAGUCCUCCGCCAUUCCUGCAUUGCUCCACUUGCUUCGCUCUUCUCCGCCCAGUUCUCUCCAGCCCUUCUUCGACUAUACUUUGUUUCCGUUGCUGCUUUUGCUGGAUGCAGCAGUUAAUUGCAGAAGCUCAUCGAAGAAAAUUGAAAGUAAUAAUACUUAUAUAAGAGUGAGUGAUAAAGUAGCAGAAGGAGUGGUGGAAUGUUUGGAAGAGCUCUGUAAGAAAUGCCAUUUGGGUUCUGUUGAUCAGAUGGUCGUGAUUCUGAAAAAAUUGACUUAUGCUGCUUUGCUUUCUCCAUCUGAGGCUUCAGAAGAGUUCCGUGAAGGAGUGAUCAAGUGUUUCAGAGCUCUGCUUCUGAGUUUGCAUUGCUGUUCUAGUCAGUCCUGCUUGUGCAAACAAAGUCUUGAUUUACCCAUGCUCUUAGAAACUAGAGACAUGCAGACUCCAACUGGAACUUUGAAGCAUGGCUUGGAACAAGGAGAAUGCUUACUUGCAUUUUUGCAGUCAGAAGCAGCUUCGCCUGCUGUAGGACACUGGCUAUCGCUUCUGCUCAAAGCUGCAGACACUGAGGCUACACGAGGACAUCGGGGCAGUGCAAAUCUGCGAAUUGAAGCUUUUUUGACCCUACGUGUUCUUGUUGCUAAGAAAUUAUUAGGUUGGAAAAUGAAUAUUGAGGUUUGCACCAUUUAUCACUUGAGAAAUGAGAAUCAAGGCUGUUCUAGUGGGAAAAAAAUAUGGCAUUGCAAAUGUGUUGGUACUGCUGAUGCAUUGGCUUUCUUCUUACCUGGUGUCAUUAGCCAGUUUUCCAAAGUAUUACACAUCUCAAAAACAAUAAUAAGUGGGGCUGCUGGAAGUGUAGAAGCUAUUGACCAAGCAAUUAGGGGCUUGGCUGAGUACCUUAUGAUAGUCCUCCAAGAUGAUGCCAAUUUAUCUGGCCUUGAUAUGUACAUAGAUACUUCUGUUGGCCAUAACUCAAGGAACUGCAAAUCUACAACUUCAUUCUUGGAGGAGCUCCGUCAAUUGCCAUCGAAAGCGCAGAGCAAAACUUUGGUGGAAAAUAUAAAUGGCGAAGCAGUCAAUAUUGUUAGUCUGAAGACUGAAUCUGGAGAAAAAGGUAGCCCUGAUCUUGGCAAGGGAAUGGGAUCUUUGCAUGUGGAUCGUACAAAAGAGUGGAUUGAGAAAACAUCUGAGCAUGUGAACAAACUAUUAUGUGCAAUAUUUCCCUAUAUAUGUGUACAUCAAGCAAAAAAGGUGAGACACGGGCUUCUUGCUUCCAUUCAAGGGCUGCUAUUGAAGUGCAAUUUCACGCUAGAAAAGAGCAAAGUGAUGUUUUUGGAGUGCUUAUUUGUUUUGGUUGUUGAUGAGUCUGAAGAGUUUUCAGCUGCUGCCCAGGAGUUUAUGGAAUAUUUGUUCUCAGCCUCUGGGAAACAUCGCAUAGAACAUGAUGUUGCUGUGAUUUUUAGCAGGCUUAUUGAAAAACUACCAACGAUGGUGCUUGGGAGUGAUGAGUUACUUGCGGUUUCACACGCUCAGCAAUUGCUUACAGUGAUAUAUUAUUCUGGUCCUCAGUUUCUGUUGGAUCACCUGCAAUCUCCUGUUACAGCUGCCAGAUUCUUGGAUGUUUUUGCCCUCUGUUUGAGUCAGAAUUCAGCUUUUACUGGUUCUCUGAACAAGCUUGUUUCAACAAGGCCGUCUUCAAUAGGAUACCUUCCCUCUGUUGCUGAGUUGAGAGGCUUGCAUGUUGUGGGUGAUUGUCAGGUCUUGCACAAUGCUGCUUCAUCUAAUAGUUCAAAGCUAAUGGAUAUUCAUGAAAUUGGAAAACAACACACAGCAGAAGACAAAUAUUUUGAGCUUCCACGCAUGCCCCCUUGGUUUGUUUAUGUUGGUGGUCAGAAGCUAUACCAGGCUCUUGCUGGGAUUCUUAGACUUGUAGGUUUAUCGUUAAUGGCAGACUAUAAAAAUGAAGGUCAUUUAUCGGUUGUUGCUGAUAUUCCCCUGGGCUACUUGCGUAAAUUGGUUUCGGAAGUUCGAAGGAAGGAAUACAAUAAAGAAAGCUGGCAGUCUUGGUACGAUCGAACUGGUUCAGGGCAGUUACUGCGCCAGGCCAGUACUGCUGUAUGUAUUCUGAAUGAGAUGAUAUUUGGUCUAUCGGAUCAGGCACUUGAUGUUUUUAGAAGAAUAUUUCAGAAAUCGAGGAUAAAAAGGGUAGAAUCUGAUGAAGCAUCUGCUGGUGGUCAGACUCACAAAUUUAAAGCCACUUUGUUUGAUGAAUCUGUUUGGGAAAUUGCACCACAAAAGGGAGCUAGGACUCACUUCAUUGAUUGUAUUGGGAAAAUCUUACAUGAAUAUCUGUGUUCUGAAGUUUGGGAUCUUCCAGUAGAUCAUCAAACUUCACUAAUGCAGUCUGAUGCUGAAGUUAAAGAUAUUACCUUGUAUUUCUUCCGUGACAUUGCUAUGUUGCACCAGGUUAUUAUUGAUGGAAUAGGCAUCUUUGCGUUGUCCCUUGGAAGUGAUUUUGCUUCCAGUGGAUUCCUUCAUUCAUCCCUCUAUCUCUUGCUCGAGAAUCUUAUAUGUUCAAACUUUGAAGUUAGAACUGGUUCUGAUGCUGUUUUACAUCUUCUUUCCACUACGUCUGGCCAUUCAACGGUUGCGCAAUUGGUUUUGGCAAAUGCAGAUUAUAUAGUCGACUCUAUAUGCCGCCAAUUACGGCAUUUGGAUCUGAACCCUCAUGUGCCAAAUGUGCUUGCUGCUAUGCUUUCCUACAUUGGAGUGGGUUAUAAAAUUUUGCCUCUGUUGGAGGAACCGAUGCGGUCUGUUUCGCAGGAACUUGAAAUUCUUGGCAGGCAUAAACACCCAGAUUUAACUGUUCCCUUUUUAAAGGCUGUAUCUGAAAUUGUGAAGGCAUCUAAGCGUGAGGCUUUUCCCCUACCCUCUCAAGCAUACCGUGAUCUGAUGCAUGUCAAGUCCAAAAUAUCGGAGAGGGAAAAGAAAGUUCGACCAGAAUUCAGACAAGGUUCAAUGUCUGGUUUCACUGAUGAGAUUGAUGGGUCUCUAUUGGAAUCAGAGCAAUGGGAGAAUAUUUUGUUCAAGUUGAAUGACUCCAAAAGAUAUAGACAAACUGUUGGAUCUAUUGCUGGUUCGUGUUUAACAGCUGCAGCUCCCCUGCUGGCUUCUAUGAGUCAAGCAGUGUGCUUGGUGGCGCUGGACAUAGUUGAGGAUGGUGUAGCAACAUUAGCGAAAGUGGAAGAAGCCUACAGGCAUGAGAAAGAGACUAAAGAGGCAAUCGAAGAACUGCUUGAGUCAUGUUCAUUGUAUCAGCUGAAAGAUACUAUGAGUGCUGCUGAUGACAGUACUGUUGAGAACAGGUUGCUUCCGGCAAUGAAUAAAAUAUGGCCUCUCCUGGUUGUUUGUGUUCAACAAAGAAACACGGUGGUUGUCAGGAGAUGUUUAAGUGCUGUAAGCAGUGUCGUGCAAAUUUGUGGAGGAGAUUUCUUUUCUCGUCGCUUCCACACUGAUGGGGCCCACUUCUGGAAACUUUUAAGCACAUCCCCUUUCCAAAAGAAGCCAAAUUUGAAAGAACGAACCCCAUUGCGACUCCCUUACAGGAGUGGAAGCGUUUCUUCAGAGGACUCCGUAGCAGAAACUUCAAACUUAAAAGUACAGGUCGCACUGCUAAAUAUGAUUGCUGAUUUGUCCCAAAACAAAGCAAGUGCUUCAGCAUUGGAAGUUGUUAUGAAGAAGGUCAGUGGUCUUGUUGUGGGCAUAGCUUGCAGCGGAGUUAUCAGGCUUCAUGAUGCAUCAGUGAAUGCGAUCAAGGGACUUGCAUCUAUUGACCCUGAUCUGAUAUGGCUUCUUUUAGCUGAUGUUUACUAUUCUUUGAAGAAGAAAGACUUGCCUUCACCACCAACCUCAGACUUCCCCGGGAUCUCUCUAACUCUGCCACCACCUUCAUCUUAUAAAGAGUUCCUUUACGUGCAGUAUGGAGGCCGGAAUUAUGGUUUUGAUUUAGAUUUUUCCUCUGUGGAAACUGUAUUUAAAAAAUUGCAAACUCUGGUGUUUUCUGACCAAAUUUACAGUUAAAAUUUUUGUAAAUGUACAGCUCUUGUAUCUUGUGAUUCUUCCUUCUUCCUCCUGGGAGUUAGGUCAUGCUGCUCCUCAAGCAUUUAAAGUUGACUUUUAUCUUUUCUAUA